AUGAUCCCAAAGAAAGUGAUAAGAACUGCAUACGGAAGGAUAAAAAUAGAGCCCAUAACUAAUAGCGCUGCAAGGAACCAAACUUUCAGGAAGAGGAAGAAAGGUUUAUUCAAGAAAGCCAACGAGCUGUCGACUCUCUGCAGUGUCAAAGUUUGUGCGUUUAUCAACAGCUGCGACAACACGGAAACGGAGUUUUGGCCGUCAAGGGAAGGCGCUGAAGCAGGGCACUCGGCGUUUAUGGGUGUUCUGCCGGAGGAACGGUGCAAGAAGAUGUACGACCAAGAGAGGCAUCUGGAGGAGAAGAUCCAGAAGGGGCAAGAGAAAGCGAUGAGGCUACAAGCGGAGAAUCGAGAGAUUGAGCUUAGAGAGGUUAUUUUCGAUCUUCUCAAGGGGAAGACGCUGAUGCCGCAUCAGUAUGGUGAUCCAAGUUUUAUGAGAGAGCUGAAUCUUUUCAUUGGUGGUUAUGCCAAUAAGGUAAGUUUAUGGACCCAGUUCCUCGAGGGGAAUGUUGAGCCUGUUCCUCCUAAUGUCGUUGCUACCGAUGCACCUGGUCCUGUUGUUGGUGAUGUGAACCCUGUUGUUGUCGGAACCAAAGGUUCGGUAAUUAACCCUACUGAAGCUUAUGAUCAUAUACCUCAAUAUGAUGGUAUGGAUAUGAGUGUGAAUGAGCAGGUUCCUGGAGGUUCUAAUGAUCAUGUUUAUCUUCAGAAUAUGAAUCCUCAAGAACCAUUUCAAUACCAAACUCCUACUAACUUUUAUGAUCAGACUCAGCCUAUGUUUUAUGGUUCGAGCCAGGGUAUGAAUAUGAAUCUUGAAGAACCAUUUCAAUACCAAACUCCUGCUAACUUUGAUGACCAGACUCAGCCUAUGUUCUAUGGUUCGAGCCAGGAUAUGUAUACAGGUUUGAGUCACGAUCAGGGACAGAGUUCGAAUCAGUAUGCAAAUGCAAACCAACAGUUCAUGAGUCUAUUGAUGGGGCGACCUCAGCAGAUGAGUGAUGUUCAAGAUCCUGCAAGCGUUGCUUCCAUGGACGACAACAAUAAUCGCUACCAACAACUACUAGUCACCAGUCAGAUACCUUCCACCACCACCACCACCACCACCACCGCCGGCGCCGAUUUUUCUGGUCAUAGCAUCAACAAUGGUUGGCCAAUAAGGUUUGGUUUGGACUGAAGUUUUUGCGUUUGCAUUUCUGAAUUUUCAUAUUGUAAUGAUUAAAGGUUUCGGCCUUUAAAUCAAUUAUGUUAUUAUCAUUA
Molecule: messenger RNA, 1256 nt
Organism: Brassica oleracea var. oleracea
Lineage: Eukaryota; Viridiplantae; Streptophyta; Magnoliopsida; Brassicales; Brassicaceae
Product: MADS-box transcription factor PHERES 1-like
Exons: 2
Coding region: 1-1173 (390 amino acids)
Biological process (GO): positive regulation of transcription by RNA polymerase II
Molecular function (GO): protein dimerization activity; RNA polymerase II cis-regulatory region sequence-specific DNA binding; DNA-binding transcription factor activity, RNA polymerase II-specific
Source: RefSeq, a predicted model, not a curated record